AUGGCUAUUUUGACGCCGCUAUUUUUCGUCUUUAGAAACUACAAGGAAAUCUCUGCCAAAGUAACAGCGGCUCUCUUCUGCAACAUCCUCCUCUCCGCACUCUUCAUUAUUGUCCGCAAAACUCCUGGAAUAUGCGAAUCUCUACCCAGCACGGAGAAUACUCCUUGUGACUUUGACUGGCGAGAAAUGGAAGCUUUCAUGUUCCUCUCCUGUAUCAUCGUUAUUAGAAAUCGCAGUGCCUUGAGUUGGUAUCAGACCUACUCGACUGCCCUUCAGUUUGCCAAACUCACAAGUGCUUAUCUCUUCUGGCGAAUGAACAUUUACUUCGGCCUCUUCUACAUUAUCCUUUGUAUUAUCCGACUUUACUUCCUCCCCGACGAUCGAAUCAAGCUUCCCGACUCUGUCGAAUACCUCAACGACCUCCAAGAAUGCUCCAAAGGUUACUGGCUGAUCUGCCUCUACUCCACCUGGUCUCCUCAGUGCCAGAAGGUCGCUCCUGUCUUCUCUGAGCUCAGCCGCAAAUACGCUUGCGAAGGCUUCAAAUUCGGCAAAAUUGAUAUUGGGCGACAUGAGGAUAUCGCCAAGAAAUUCAAAAUCAGAACUGAUUCCAUGUCUCAACAGCUUCCUACAGUUGUCUUGAUGCAAGACGGCGCUGGAUUGCAAAAACGACCUGUCGUCCAGAGCAGCGGAAAGUUGCAAAAGUUCCACUUCACCGAGGAGAAUAUGAUCCAAGCAUUCCAUCUCAAUCAAGUUUACAACGAAGUCUCGAAGGGCAAGAAGCCCGAACAGAAGAAAAAUGAUUAA
Messenger RNA from Oikopleura dioica, 804 nucleotides. NCBI's taxonomy places the organism in Eukaryota, Metazoa, Chordata, Appendicularia, Copelata, Oikopleuridae. The record is from the annotation of a GenBank genome assembly.